AUGUCCAAGACUUUAUUGGUUACGGGGUCUACUGGCAAACAAGGUGGCGCUGUUGUGAGGGCAUUGCAAGGCUCCGACUUCGAGAUCUUGGCCUUGACUCGGAACGUGUCGUCGUCCUCUGCUCAAAAAUUGACCCAUCUAUCUUCGAACAUUAAAUUGUUGCAAGGGGAUUUGGGAAAUGCGACUGCCAUCUUUGAAAAGGCAAAGGAGAUUUCUAACAAUCCUAUUUGGGGUGUUUUUAGUAUACAGGUCUGUGCCAACGUUAUGGGAACUGGAGGGGAGAUUGAAGAAAAGCAAGGAAAGGACUUGGUCGAUGCAUCUAUAGCAGCAGAUGUCAAAUUCUUUGUCUACACCUCCGUCGACCGUGGAGGUUCCAAAUCAGAUGCCAUUCCCACUCCUGUCCCGCACUGGGCAUGCAAGCAGCGCAUCGAAACGCACCUAAAAGAGAAUGCCUCCAGAAAUGGUAUGGAAUUUACCAUUCUCCGUCCCACGGCAUUCAUGGAGAUUCUUUCAAAUGAUUUCAACGGGAAACUAAUGGCGACCAUGUGGAGGACUGUCUUGAAAGAAAAGCCUCUACAGAUGGUAGCCACUAAGGACAUAGGGUGGUUUGCCGCCCAGGCCUUCAAAUAUCCGGACCAGUCCUCUGGGAAGUCGCUAUCCUUGGCAGGUACAGAGGUGACCUUCCAGCAAGCGAACGAGAUUUUUAGACAGAAAUUUGGACGAGAUCUACCGAGCACGUUCGGGAUUGUAUCCCACGUUUUGCUUCGUAUGGCCAAGGAAUUGUCCCUCAUGCUCACAUGGAUGAAAGAGGAGGGAACUGCCGCGGAUGUUGAGGGGUGCAGGAGGCUUCACCCGGAAAUGCUGGACCUAGGGGCUUGGUUAGAGACUGAGAGUGCCUUCAAAUCUUGCUAA
Molecule: messenger RNA, 912 nt
Organism: Lindgomyces ingoldianus
Lineage: Eukaryota; Fungi; Ascomycota; Dothideomycetes; Pleosporales; Lindgomycetaceae
Product: NAD(P)-binding protein
Exons: 2
Coding region: 1-912 (303 amino acids)
Source: RefSeq, a predicted model, not a curated record